This is a messenger RNA of Oryza brachyantha (malo sina), 1706 nucleotides long. RefSeq names its product lysine histidine transporter 2-like. The coding region runs from base 105 to 1433 and encodes 442 amino acids. The record is from RefSeq and is a predicted model, not a curated record. Lineage: Eukaryota; Viridiplantae; Streptophyta; Magnoliopsida; Poales; Poaceae. The transcript is spliced from 5 exons. Gene Ontology annotation, cellular component: plasma membrane.
GUGCUGCCCGCCCGGCCCCUUGGUAGGUCGAUAGAUCUAUCUAUCUCCGAUCGACGUUGGUUGAUCUUUUCUUCCUCGUCUCCGGCCACGCGUUGGAUAGAUCGAUGGCGGCGCCGUCAGCCAUGAACACGUCCGCGGCGUCUGACAAGGAGAAGGAGAUCGACGACUGGCUUCCCAUCACCUCCUCCCGCAACGCCAAGUGGUGGUACUCCGCCUUCCACAACGUCACCGCCAUGGUCGGCGCCGGCGUCCUCAGCCUCCCCUUCGCCAUGUCCGAGCUCGGAUGGGGACCGGGGGUGGCGGCGAUGAUCAUGUCGUGGGUGAUCACGCUGUACACGCUGUGGCAGAUGGUGGAGAUGCACGAGUGCGUGCCGGGGAGGCGGUUCGACCGGUACCACGAGCUCGGCCAGCACGCGUUCGGCAACAAGCUCGGGCUCUGGAUCGUCGUGCCGCAGCAGCUCAUCGUCGAGGUGGGCGUCUGCAUCGUCUACAUGGUCACCGGCGGCAAGUCGCUCAAGAAGUUCCACGACCUCGUCGCCCCCAACGCGCCGUCGAUCCGGACCAGCUACUUCAUCGUCAUCUUCGGCUGCGUCCACCUCGUCCUCUCCCAGCUCCCCAACUUCAACUCCAUCACCGGCGUCUCCUUCGCCGCCGCCGUCAUGUCGCUCAGCUACUCCACCAUCGCCUGGGUCGCCUCCGUCCACAAGGGCCGCCACCCCGCCGGCGUCGACUACUCCAUGACGGCCAGCACCUCCACCGGCCGCUCCUUCAACUUCCUCAGCGCGCUCGGCGACGUCGCCUUCGCCUACGCCGGCCACAACGUCGUGCUCGAGAUCCAGGCCACCAUCCCGUCGACCCCCGACCGCCCGUCCAAGAAGCCCAUGUGGCGCGGCGUCGUGCUCGCCUACCUCGUCGUCGCCAUCUGCUACCUCCCCGUCGCCUUCCUCGGCUACUACAUCUUCGGCAACGCCGUCGACGACAACAUCCUCAUCACGCUCGAGAAGCCCCGGUGGCUCAUCGCCGCCGCGAACAUGUUCGUCGUCGUCCAUGUCAUCGGCAGCUACCAGAUCUACGCCAUGCCGGUGUUCGACAUGCUCGAGACCUUGCUCGUCAAGAAGCUCCGCUUCCAGCCCGGCAUGCCUCUCCGUCUCAUCGCUCGCUCACUCUACGUCUUAUUCACCAUGUUCGUUGGCAUCGCCGUGCCCUUCUUCGGCGGAUUGCUAGGGUUCUUCGGUGGCUUUGCGUUUGCCCCAACCACCUACUUCCUGCCAUGCAUUAUGUGGCUGUCGAUCAUGAAGCCAAGGAGGUUUAGCAUGUCAUGGUGUAUCAACUGGUUCUGCAUCAUCGUCGGCGUUCUUCUGUCGGUGUUGGCUCCUAUCGGAGGUCUCCGGUCGAUCAUCGUCAAUGCUCAGAGUUACAAGUUCUUCUCUUGAGUGAUUCAAUGAGAGGUGUUAACUGUUUUAUAGAUAAUGCACAGAGUUAUAAUUAGUUCUAUCUACUACUAGUAUUUGAUUAGAUGAAAGUGAAAUCCAUUUGUGUGGCCGUAUUAUGUACGUACGAGACGCCUGUGUGGAAGUCUAUCAAAUGGAGGCAUAUUAUUUAUUUAGCCUUUAUUUGUCUGGUGUUAAUUUAAUUCGUGUCGAAUUUAUAUUAAUUAAUUAAUUAAUUAUCCCUUUGUCCGAAUCAGUAUGUUCAAAUUGAUCUGU